AAUGGUUUAAAGUAAUGAGGUCUUUGAGUAAUUGAGGAAUUUGAGUUUAUAUUUGUACAGUGAGAUAUGAAUUUAAGUGUUAAGAGGUAACUCUCUGACCCAUUCGGGUCCGGGGAGUUACACCAAGACUCCAAAAAAAUCUGUAGAAGUGGACUGGCGCUAAGAGUUAAAAUAUAUUUAUUUAUAGAGAGAGAACGUCGUACGAGUUUCAAGUUAUUUGACGUCUGCUGAAAUUACUUGUUUUUCAGAGAAGAGUCGUGCUAUGGAGGCUGAGAAUGGCAAAGAACGUAAACCGAUUCUCAUGGCUGUUGUUACAACCCAAUCAUUCACCAAUAACUCUGGAGAGCAACCCCAAGUAGCCCUCGACUGUAAUACACCAGAGAGCAACGACAAUUCAUUGAUCACAACGAAUAAUAUUGGAGUUGCUCAUGAUUUAGGGUUUCCUACUGAUCUCGAUGAUGAGUCAAACAAUUUCAAUAGCAACAGCAAGAUUAAGGAACAAGGAUUUUUUUCCAAGCGUCCCGGGUACAGAUUCCUUCCAACAGAUGAAGAGCUCAUCAUCUUUUACUUGGAGAAGAAAGUAUGGAACCAGCCCCUGCCAAUUAACAAGAUCGUGGAGGUUAACCUAUAUGCAUAUAACCCAGAUUUUCUUGCAGCAAAAUACAAGGAUUAUCAAGAAGAUCAGUUGUACAUUUUCACCCCAAGAGAUCGAAAGUAUCAAAAUGGAAGACGGCCAAAUCGAGCUGCUGGUGAUGGAUAUUGGAAAGCCACCGGAGCUGACAGAAAAAUCAAAUCCAAUGGAACAAUAGUUGGGUAUAGGAAGGCAUUGGUUUUUUAUAUAGGAAAGGCUCCAAAGGGUAAAAAGACCGACUGGAUUAUGCACGAAUUUAGAGUCAAGGAUUCGCCCUGUAGCGAAAGAGGCUCAAAUGGCAUGAGGGUAUGUAGGUUUUCAUCCUUUUACUAAUUAAUAUAUAUGUUCGUUUUAAGACUCUUCAUUCUAUUCUCAAAAACUGACCAUGAUCAGCACUAAAUCUUGUACUAUGCAGUUGGAUGACUGGGU
Molecule: messenger RNA, 1060 nt
Organism: Juglans microcarpa x Juglans regia
Lineage: Eukaryota; Viridiplantae; Streptophyta; Magnoliopsida; Fagales; Juglandaceae
Product: NAC domain-containing protein JA2-like
Exons: 2
Coding region: 263-964 (233 amino acids)
Biological process (GO): regulation of DNA-templated transcription
Molecular function (GO): DNA binding
Source: RefSeq, a predicted model, not a curated record